UCCACUUCUGCUUUCACUGGCCCUCACAGGCCUUGGUCUGGAGUGCCACUGCGGUCGCCUGCUAGCACGCGCCAGGGCACAGGACGCCUCUUUCUUGCAAAGCACUCCGGGGAGGCUGGAGUUUAAUCACACAAACAGUGUCCGGCUUCCUGUCCUCAUCCGCCCCCCUCCGGCCCGCUUCCCUGGUCCCUCCCUCUCCCCUGGCCCGAUCCGCCCACCAGCUCCCCCUCCCCAUCCCUCGGGUCCCGGGAUGGGGGGGCGGUGAGGCAGGCACAGCCCCCCGCCCCCAUGGCCGCCCGUCGGAGCCAGAGGCGGAGGGGGCGCCGGGGGGAGCCGGGCACCGCCCUGCUGGCCCCGCUGGUGCUGAGCCUGGGCCUGGCGUUGGCCUGCCUUGGCCUCCUGCUGGUCGUGGUCAGCCUGGGGAGCUGGGCAACGCUGUCUGCCCAGGAGCCUUCUCAGGAGGAGCUGACAGCAGAGGACCACCGGGAGCCCCCUGAACUGAAUCCCCAGACAGUGGAAAGCCAGGAUGUGGUACCUUUCCUGGAACAGCUAGUCCGGCCUCGAAGAAGUGUUUCUAAAGGCCGGAAGGCGCGGCCUCGCCGAGCUAUUGCAGCCCAUUAUGAGGUUCAUCCACAGCCAGGACAGGAUGGAGCACAGGCAGGUGUGGAUGGGACAGUGAGUGGCUGGGAAGAGACCAAAAUCAACAGCUCCAGCCCUCUGCGCUAUGACCGCCAGAUUGGGGAAUUUACGGUCAUCAGGGCUGGGCUCUACUACCUGUACUGUCAGGUGCACUUUGAUGAGGGGAAGGCAGUCUACCUGAAGCUGGACUUGCUGGUGAAUGGUGUGCUGGCCCUGCGCUGCCUGGAAGAAUUCUCAGCCACAGCAGCGAGCUCUCCUGGGCCCCAGCUCCGUCUGUGCCAGGUGUCUGGGCUGUUGCCUCUGCGGCCAGGGUCUUCCCUUCGGAUCCGUACCCUCCCCUGGGCUCAUCUUAAGGCUGCCCCCUUCCUUACCUACUUUGGACUCUUUCAAGUUCACUGAGGGGUCCUGCUCUCCCAGGUUCUUUAAGCUUUAACCUAACAGCUCCCAGAGCACCACAGCACCUCCCCACCCCACGCCCACUCCUCCACCCUCUAGCUGCCCCUUGCUCCAGUCCUGUCCUCUCUUCCAAGGCAGCCAGGGCUUGAUGACAUGUUUUCCAUUCCACAGACAUAUUCCCGUUCUUCUGUAACCUCCCCCCCACCACAGCUGCCCGCCUCACGAGCUCCCAAAGCCCCCACGUACCCGACUACCCCGCCCCAACCCUGGGACCCUGUUUUUACUGACUAUGUGCAUCAGGCAUCAAGAUGGGCUGGACCUGGUGGCAGGAAGCCAAAGAACCUGGGACUAGGCCAGAAGUUCCCAAAUGUGAGGGGAGAGAGAUGGAGACAAGCUCCUCCCUGGAUCCCUGUGGAUUUUGAAAAGAUACUAUUUUUAUUAUUAUUGUGACAAAAUGUUAAAUGGAUAUUAAAGAGAAUAAAUCAUGAUUUCUCUUC
Messenger RNA from Rattus rattus (black rat), 1532 nucleotides. Its product is annotated as tumor necrosis factor ligand superfamily member 12. Bases 289 to 1038 code for a protein of 249 amino acids. The transcript is spliced from 7 exons. Gene Ontology annotation, biological process: immune response. The record is from RefSeq and is a predicted model, not a curated record. NCBI's taxonomy places the organism in Eukaryota, Metazoa, Chordata, Mammalia, Rodentia, Muridae. Gene Ontology annotation, cellular component: membrane. Gene Ontology annotation, molecular function: tumor necrosis factor receptor binding; receptor ligand activity.